CGGAAUACCAUCAGAAGGGUGCGGUUCUAUCCAAAAUGACAUCGCCGUAUGCCAAUGGAAAGUGGAAAUAGGAUUUAUCUUCAUCAUUUUGAGAUGUACUCAACGAGAUCCCGGUCUGGAAACGCGUCCCAUCGCUGUUCUAUGUCUUCAUCGGCAGAUUUAUCCGAUGAUGAAGAAUACAGCGUGAAAUCCGGCUGUGUGUCGCCGGCACCGGGGGACACGUUACCGUGGAAUUUACCCAGACACGAGCGCUCAAAGCGGAAGAUCCAGGGAGGAUCCGUGCUGGAUCCAGCCGAGAGAGCUGUGCUCAGAAUUGCGGAUGAAAGAGACAGAGUCCAGAAAAAGACUUUUACAAAAUGGAUAAAUCAGCACCUGUUAAAGGUACGAAAGCAUGUGAAUGACUUGUAUGAGGAUUUGCGAGAUGGACAUAACCUGAUUUCUCUUCUGGAGGUGUUGUCUGGUGAGACACUGCCGCGGGAGAAGGGCCGCAUGCGCUUCCAUAGACUCCAGAAUGUGCAGAUUGCACUGGACUACUUAAAAAGGCGGCAGGUGAAACUAGUGAAUAUCAGAAAUGAUGACAUCACGGAUGGCAACCCAAAACUGACAUUGGGUUUAAUAUGGACCAUAAUUCUGCACUUUCAAAUCUCAGACAUCCAUGUGACAGGAGAGUCUGAGGACAUGACGGCUAAAGAGAGACUGCUGCUGUGGUCCCAGCAGAUGACUGAAGGCUAUGUAGGGGUCCGCUGUGACAAUUUCACUACCUCCUGGAGGGAUGGGCGACUGUUCAACGCUAUUAUUCAUAAGUACAGGCCUGAUCUGGUGGAUAUGAGCCAAGUAUCAACACAGAGCAGCAGAUCGAACUUAGAACAAGCGUUCUGUGUGGCCGAGCAGCUUGGUGUGGCACGACUACUCGACCCAGAGGAUGUGGACGUGUCUUCUCCGGAUGAGAAGUCAGUCAUUACUUACAUAUCAACGUUAUACGAUGUCUUCCCCAAAGCACCGGAUGGUAUGGAGGGUGUCAAUGCAAAUGAUGUGGAUAUUAAAUGGGUGGAAUAUCAGAACAUGGUGAAGUACCUCAGCCAGUGGAUCAAACACAAUGUGACUGUGAUGUCAGACAGAACUUUUCCCAGCAGUCCUGUGGAACUAAAGGCACUUUAUACACAAUAUCUACAGUUUAAAGAGGAUGAAAUACCAGCGAAAGAGAAUGACAAGGCCAAAAUCAAACAUCUCUACAAAAUGCUAGAGAUGUGGAUAGAGUUUGGUCGCAUCCAGCUCCCUCAAGGUUGUCAUCCUAAUGAUGUGGAGAAGGAAUGGGGCAAACUGAUCGUGGCCAUGCUGGAGAGAGAGAAGAGCCUGAGGCUUGAGCUGGACAGACUUGAAAUGCUGCAGCAAAUUGCAAACAGAGUCCAGCGAGACUGCAUUGCCGGAGAGGACAAAUUAGCCUUAGCGCGGAACGCUCUGCAGUCGGAUGCCAAACGGUUGGAAUCUGGAAUCCAGUUUCAGAAUGAAGCAGAGAUCGCUGGUUUUCUGCUGGAGUGUGAGAAUUUAUUGAGGCAGCAGGUGGUGGAUAUUCAGCUUUUACUGGACGGCAAAUUCUACUUGGCUGAUCAGCUUGUUCAAAGGGUAUCUCAACUGCGUGAUGACCUGUUGGCUCUGAGAACGGAGUGUUCCUCUGUGUACAGUAAAGGACGAAGGCUGACCACAGAACAGACCAAGAUGGUGAUUUCUGGCAUCACGCAGAGUCUGAACUCUGGCUUUUCUCAAAACUACUCUGCUGGAUUGUCCCCUGCCCUCACCCCAGGACUCACUCCCAGAGGUCUGGCCACUUUGGGGGACAGCAACACCCCUGCACUGACCCCGGCCAUGACUCCCAGCAUGCAGCCCACAUCAGUCCAGCCCUAUCUCACCGGUAGAGGUGGAGGAGGUGUGGAGUCCGGUGUGCUUCAGCAGCUCAAACACAUGCAGAUCCGCAAGCCCAUGCUCAAGUCAUCGUUCGUGGAUCCCAACUUGACUGAGGACGAGGUUAAUGUGAAGUUUGUACAGGAUCUGCUUAGCUGGGUUGAAGACAUGCAGGCUCAGCUAGAUCAAGCAGAAUGGGGAUCCGAUCUGCCGAGUGUUGAGUCAAAUUUAGCGAAUCAUAAAGACAUGCACAAAGCCAUCGAAGAAUUCCAGAUGAGCGUUAAAGAAGCCAGACUGAGUGAGAUUCAGAUGGUCCAGCCAUUGAAGCAGAGUUACUCUGAGAAGUUGAACAUGCUAGAGAGCAAGUACACAAGGCUGCUGAAAUGCUCUAGCGAGAGGCAGAAUCAUCUGGACAGCUUGUAUGACUUUGUAUCACGCGCAACUCAGGAGUUGAUCUGGCUCAAUGAGAAGGAAGAAGAGGAAGUGGCUUUCGACUGGAGCGAGCGAACCGGUAACAUUUCCAGAAAGAGAGAUUACCAUGCAGAUCUCAUGAGAGAACUGGAUGAUAAGGAGGUGGUGAUCAAGUCCAUCCAUGAGAAGGCCGAGACCCUGCUACUGGAGAACCAUCCUGCCAGACUCACCAUAGAGGCAUACAAAGCAGCCAUGCAAACCCAAUGGAGCUGGAUUCUGCAGCUUUGCCACUGUGUGGAGCAACACCUGAAAGAGAACACUGUUUACUUUGAUUUUUUCAAGGAUACCAAAGAGUCGUUGGAUUACCUCAAGAGCCUCCAAGAUGCCAUCCACAGAAAGUAUAGCUGUGACCGAAGCAGCAGUUUGCAUCGGCUGGAGGAUCUAAUUCAAGAGUCCAUGGAUGAGAAAGAGCAGCUCCUGAAAUACAGCAGCACUGUGGGCGGGUUAGUGGGCAGAGCGAAGUCUGUCAUUCAGCUCAAACCUCGCAACCCAGAGAAUCCUGUCAGAACAUCCAUACAUGUCAAAGCCAUCUGUGACUACCGCCAGAUAGAGAUCACCAUUGGUAAAGAAGAUGAGUGUGUCCUGGUGAGUAAUUCUCACAGAGCCAAGUGGAAAGUCAUCAGUCCAUCAGGAAAUGAGGCUAUGGUGCCUUCAGUCUGCUUCAGUGUGCCACCACCUAAUAAAGAGGCAAUUGAAAUGGCAAGCAGGUGA
Molecule: messenger RNA, 3081 nt
Organism: Xyrauchen texanus (razorback sucker)
Lineage: Eukaryota; Metazoa; Chordata; Actinopteri; Cypriniformes; Catostomidae
Product: dystonin-like
Exons: 23
Coding region: 49-3081 (1010 amino acids)
Biological process (GO): wound healing; cytoplasmic microtubule organization; hemidesmosome assembly
Cellular component (GO): cytoplasm; membrane; hemidesmosome
Molecular function (GO): structural molecule activity; microtubule binding
Source: RefSeq, a predicted model, not a curated record